Mercenaria mercenaria is the source of this 2281-nucleotide messenger RNA. RefSeq names its product nucleolar protein 58-like. The transcript is spliced from 13 exons. The record is from RefSeq and is a predicted model, not a curated record. Gene Ontology annotation, molecular function: snoRNA binding. Gene Ontology annotation, cellular component: box C/D methylation guide snoRNP complex; small-subunit processome. The coding region runs from base 1 to 1326 and encodes 441 amino acids. Lineage: Eukaryota; Metazoa; Mollusca; Bivalvia; Venerida; Veneridae.
AUGUUGGUGCUCUUCGAAACUGCUGCUGGUUACGCAGUUUUCAAGUUAUUGAAUGAAAAGAAGCUUAAGAAUGUGGAAAAUCUGUAUGUUGACUUUGAAUCUCCAGAAGCUGCAAGCGAAGUGAAAAAUUUCCUAAGUUGUGUUGCUAACCCCGGGAUACAGGAGUUGAUAGGGGGACAGAGCACAGAUGGACAUUUAUCCCGAUACAAGCUUAAGUUCAGUCCUGACAAAGUAGAUACCAUGAUUGUACAGGCUAUAUCAUUAUUGGACGAUCUAGAUAAAGAGUUAAACAACUAUGUGAUGAGAGCACGUGAAUGGUACGGGUGGCAUUUUCCAGAGUUAGGCAAGAUUGUACAAGACAAUCUUGCUUUUGCUAAGGUCGUUAAAUUAAUGGGGUUCCGAACAAAUGCAGUAAAUACAGAUUUUUCCAAGAUUCUUCCUGAAGAAGUUGAGAAGGAUGUGAAAGAUGCAGCCGAAAUCUCCAUGGGAACAGAAAUCUCCGAUGAAGAUAUUUUAAAUGUUAGAUACCUCUGUGAACAGGUGAUAGACAUAACAGAAUACAGAGCUCAGUUGUAUGAUUAUAUAAAGAACAGAAUGGUUGCUAUAGCACCUAAUUUAACAGUUCUUGUUGGUGAAUUAGUCGGUGCUAGGUUAAUAUCACAUGCAGGUUCACUACUGAAUUUAGCAAAACAUCCAGCGAGUACAGUCCAGAUCCUGGGAGCAGAGAAAGCCCUAUUCCGAGCCUUGAAAACCAAACAUGACACGCCCAAAUACGGUCUCAUCUAUCACGCUUCAUUAGUCGGGCAGGCAAAUACUAAAAUAAAAGGAAAGAUGUCACGAAUGUUGGCAGCAAAGACAGCACUAGCUAUUAGAGUAGAUGCACUAGGGGAGGACACUAAUGCUGAGCUAGGUCUUGAACACAGAGCUAAACUAGAAAGACGGGCUAGAGAACUGGAAGAAGGAAAGUCAAGAAGAAUAAGUGGUAGUGGUAAAGCAAUUUCAAAGUGGGAAAAAUAUGAAAAUAAAAGUCAAGUACGUAAAUACAACGAUACAGCUGAUAGUACUUUGCCAGCAGUGCCACAGAAACGAAAGUUUGAAGAUGAUGAGGAACAAGAUGUUAAACCUAAAGUUUUAAAAGUGGAACCAGAAGCAUUAAAUGGAGAUGUAGAAGAGUCACCAAAGAAGAAGAAAAAGAAGAAGAAGAAUAGAGAGAGCAUGAACGAAUCACAGGAAGAGGCACCAGCAGAAGUUUCAAUGGAAGAACCAAGCUCAGAAAAGAAGAAAAAGAAAAAGAAGAAAAUAAAACAAGAACAAGAAGAUGAUUGAGUGAAAGACUGAAAUAUACUGCAUUUAAAAUAGAUAAAACACUUUGGAGAAGAGGAGGUCUGGAAAUACCAAACUGCAACAUUUCUUUCACUGUCAGAAUUUGACAAGUGAUGCUUUCAACAAAAGAUGUGAUCCAUGUGAAAACAAAACCUAAAGAAGUCUGGAAACAAGACUGUUGAAAGGCAUGAGGACAGAGAACAAAUGUCUUAUUAUGUAUAUGUGAGAAGAAAAAUUGUUGGUCUGAGAUGUUAUAAUGGCUACCUUCAUAUAUUAACAUUAAAGGGUAAAUGAUAUACUUCAUUGAUGUACUUAUUGAAAAUAAUAAGAAAUUAAUUGUAAAUUGUAACACUGAUGAAAAAUUGUUUGAUUAAUGAUUACCGGUUAAUGCGUGCUUAAGUCUUUCAGUGUUAUUUUGGACUUAAGAUUUUACCUGUGUAUAUAUGUACUGUUAAAGGAAAAAUGUGUUCAUUUUUAUUUUUAUCUUUCUACAUGGCAUUUUAUUUUUUUGUGUUUCCUGUUAUAUUGGGACAGCAUAGUUUCUGACAAUAAAUUGCUCAAUAUAAAAAUUAGUCGGGUCUGUUACCAUCAAGGAAGUGUAUACAAAAGCAUGACUGAAAAUCAUGUUUUAAACAGCAAAAUAUUAUUCAAUAUUAGGACCCAAGGGUAACAUCUCGAAUGAGGAACUAAACCUAAUGUAUAAAUCUUUAUACAGAACUUCGUUGACCCAAUUUUGUAACAGGGUUCUGUUGUUAAACACUAUAUGCAAUAUGUAGAGAAAAAAAUGUGUACAAGCUUACACUUGUUAAUCAUACUGGAGUAAAAAUAGACAUACUUGUUAAUUAAAGCUAAAGGAUGCUUUUAUAUAACGUUUUAUCUGGCAUUAUCAUUACAUUUGUAGAUUCAUUUAUACAUUGACUACUGUUGAAUGAAUCGUAAAAAUACAUGAUAAAAAACA